This is a messenger RNA of Geodia barretti, 267 nucleotides long. The record is from the annotation of a GenBank genome assembly. NCBI's taxonomy places the organism in Eukaryota, Metazoa, Porifera, Demospongiae, Tetractinellida, Geodiidae.
AUGAAGCUGAGCGAGGGCCUGACCAAGCCGAUCUUCGCGGCGCUGAUCUUCGUUCUGUACGGGGUCAGCUUCGUGUUGUUCGCGCUCGCGCUCAAGAAGAUCGAUCUCGGCCUGUCGUACGCGAUCUGGGCCGGCAUCGGGACGGCGGCGAUCGCCAUGAUCGGCUACAUCUGGUUCAAGGAGCCGAUGGGGCCGCUCAGGAUCGGCUCCAUCGUCCUCAUCAUCAUCGGGGUGGUCGGGCUCAACGUGUCGCGCGGCGUCCAGUAG